AUGAGGGCCUGUGUAGUAUUCCUGUGCUUACUGGCAGCAACAUUUGCCCUGUCUGUUAAAAGUAAACCACACGGAAAACAUCAUGGAUUGCAUAAGACUUCACACACGGCCAAAGAAAAGGACAUGAUCACAGAAGAGGCCAACAAGCCACAGAUCUUACCCACUUUAGUCCCAUUUGAGGACAGCAGCCACGAGCAGGAAGAUGAGGAACUGAGCACCGAAGAUAAUGCUAAUGCUAACAAGGCAGAGGGAGAGUUUGAGGGGGCUGAAAGGAGCGACAAAAGCACAGCAGUCUUGUUGAGUGAGGAGGAACUGGUAGACCUGCUGAAGACAGAAGCAGAGGAAGAAAGGGAAGAGAGUGAGCUGGAGGAAGAAGAAGUGGAGACGGACAAAGGCAAGGUGGAGUCUGAUGAGAUCACUGAGGAUGAGGAAGAUGAGGUGGAGGAAGAAAAGGAGCUGGACAAACAUGAAGUGGUGGUGCAAGUGAUGCCACUGGAGGAAAAGGUGGAAAAGUUUACUGAGAAAAUAACAGACAGAGAAGAGCAAAGGGCUUUGCUAGAGGAAACAGAUGGAAGCACAGAGUCAGAGAUCCCAGCGGAUCUUGACUAUGCUGCUGAUAGCAGCAUCUUACAAACUCUACAGACUGAAUCUGCUAAAAAUCCCGAUCACACUGAUGACACCCAGCCUCUUCCAAAAACAGAUGUGAAAGAGAGAGAAACCAGUGAGAAAGAACUGCCCGCCAUUGCAGAUGACUAUGAACAAAACAUACAAAACACGGAGGCGAUGGACAGGGAGGAAGUGUCCGAUCAAGACAAGGACAAAGAUUCAGAGGCCAAAUCUAAAGAAAUAAGUGUCAAUAAGAAAGAACCUAAAGCAAAUGUGGACUCCCGAGAACCAAAGGGCAGUGCAGCGUCUGAAUCAGGGUCCAGAGUGGCUGAAAAGGGAGAAGAGGAAAGUAAGAACAACAGUGGAAGUCACACCAAGGGAAAGAGGAGGAAGCAAAAGAAGAACCAAAGGGCGAGGAAGCACUCUCCACAGAGUGAGGACACACACUCUGGACAGGAUCAGAGCCAACAGGAUCCCCAGGAGUCUGACGGCAGCAGUGUUGACAAUACGGUCCACAAGGCAAAGAGAAGAAGGGCAGGAAAAUGGGGUCCUUUAGUAGGAAUGAAUCCAGUGCAGAUCAGAGCCACAGUGGACCUCUACCCCACUUCCAGGUCCUCCCUUGGUGGCGCCGUACAUCGCCCAGAAGCCCCUGCUGAUCCAUGUGACAACUUUCCCUGCAAACGUGGAAAGACGUGUAAACUUGAUGCGGACAAUAAGCCAGGCUGUGUGUGUCAAGAGCCAUCAGAAUGUCCUCCCAGUGUGAAUGAGUUUGAUCAUGUUUGUGGAACAGACAACAAAACCUAUGACACAUCAUGCGAACUCUUUGCUACUAAAUGCAACCUGGAGGGCACAAAGAGAGGACACAGACUCCACCUGGACUACACUGGGUCAUGCAAAUUAAUACCUCCGUGUGUGGACAAUGAGCUGAUCCAGUUCCCCCUGCGAAUGAGGGACUGGCUGAAAAAUGUGCUGCUGCAGCUCUACGAACACGACUCCAUGUCUCCUGGCUUCCUCACACCUAAACAACGUUUUAAAGUGAAAAAAAUCUAUGAGAGUGAGAGGCGUCUUCAUGCUGGUGAUCACUCUGUUGAGCUGCUGGCACAGGACUUUGAGAAGAACUACAACAUGUACAUAUACCCAGUGCACUGGCAGUUUGCUCAGCUGGACCAGCACCCCUCUGACAGAUUCUUGUCCCACUCAGAGCUGGCCCCACUUCGAGUCCCCCUGGUGCCAAUGGAGCACUGCACCUCACACUUCUUUCAGGAGUGUGAUGCUGACAAAGACAAGCAGGUGUCCUUUAAAGAAUGGACUUCCUGUUUUGGUAUCAAGAACGAGGAUAUGGACGUCAACCAGCUAUUUUGAGCUUCAUUUUCUUCCUCACUACACAAGCUCGUUGAAGCAGCUCCAGCAGUGCUGCUUGAGAAAGCAGCCUCUGUGAACCCCUGUAAUCUAAGGACCUCUGAUACAUACAGAAUCUCAGUUUACCAAGUGUUGGUGGUCAUUGCUGUUUUUUUGUGUCAGACUAAGCUUUGACAUUUGGAUCUUUGUUCCGUAAUUUAGACUAAGGUGCUAGAAUAAUUUGAUUAGAAUAUGAAAAGGAGGUAUUUUUAGCUGGUUUUCAUCCAGAAAACUGAUUUCUAAUGCAUUCCAAACUGGGGAAAAGUUUACAUCCGCUCAGUGGUAGACACGGUGUUGUUUGUGGUGCCAGGCUUCACAACACCAGGCUUCAGAAGAGCCGUUUGUAUGUUAGAGCAAUUUAGUGUACAAUUACUCUUUAAAUCAAGGUUAAGUAGAUUACAUUACACCCUUGUGUUACCAUAGAAAUUAUAAAACAAUAAAUGUGUUUCCAUCUUAUUAGCAAGUGCUGUAAAUGUUUGUUUUUGCAUCCUAUGUUUCAUUGUAGCUCUCAUUAAAGCUUUUAGGGCAGCAUGAUGACAUAAAAUAUUCACAACACGAUGACUUUUGUUUCUUUACAGUCCUGAAAUAAAGUUAUUGUAAUGUA
Molecule: messenger RNA, 2608 nt
Organism: Scatophagus argus
Lineage: Eukaryota; Metazoa; Chordata; Actinopteri; Scatophagidae
Gene: sparcl1
Product: SPARC-like 1
Exons: 10
Coding region: 1-1968 (655 amino acids)
Biological process (GO): anatomical structure development
Molecular function (GO): calcium ion binding; extracellular matrix binding; collagen binding
Source: RefSeq, a predicted model, not a curated record